GGCUCAUGCAGUGGUCCAAUCCCUCUGCUGCCGCCCCAGGCGGCGCGAGGUGCCCCUUCCGUGCCCGAUGCAGCGGACGACCGCUGGGCCGCACCCGACGCUGGACAGGCCGCACCGGGCGCAGGAUCGCUCCGCGGUCGCGCCCCAGAGGGACCACCACGCCGCGGGCGCACCCUCCUGGGAACGCCCGCUCGGCGCCCGCCACUUCAGCCAGGCCAGCGUGUCGGCCCUGUCUGUGGCUGGGGCGGCGUGCCACAGCGAGCGCCGCCUGGAACCAGGCUUCGACGCAGCGUUUCGCACGACGCCACCAGCGCCGGCGGCGCUGCGCGAGCCGCCGGUCGGCACGCCUUCCCGUGUGGAGGGUCCGCCGCGGCAGCUGCCGGCGCCAGACAAGCUCGACUGCCUAGGCGUUCCUUGCGUGGCAGACUUCCUCCGGAGCCCCUCUUACGACGGCGGCGGCGGAGUGGAGGAGUGGCCGCUCCUAGAGCAGCAAAAGCAGUUCAACUUCGUCGGCUUCGGCAAAGGGGGCUACAAGCAGACCUGGAAGUACGUCGGCCAUGGCCACGGCGAGUUCGACUUGACCCCCCAGGUGCCGAGAAAGAGGCGGCCGCGCUGGUGGCAGAUGUGCCACCCAGCAGCGCAUUGGCUCUGUGUGCCCUGCUGCGCAUGCUGCAUCCUUCUUGCCCUCCUCUGGGCGUCCCACGCGGCCACGCCCAGCGAGGCGACCACAGCCCCGUCCGCCACCUUUCCGCCUGCGGGGGCACAGAGGGAGCCAUACGACUGUCUGGCCAACUUUACCGACUGGGAGAACGCCUGGAGCGAGGGGCAGCAGUCGUGGUGCUGCGACCACUAUGACCGGGGCUGUGCUGCGAGGAGAGCGUCGCUGUUCGAUUGCAACGACAGGCUCGACCAGUGGGAGGACUCCUGGUCCCUAGACAAGAAGGUAUGGUGCUGCCGCCACCGCAAAAAGGGGUGCGACCACCACAGCGCCACGAACCCCGACGCUUUCGAGUGCCGGCUGGACGAUGUCGGGGCGGCGGGCUGGUCUGACGAGAAGAGGGCGUGGUGCUGCCCGCACGCCGGGGCAGGGUGCCCUGCUACCACCGCGCAGGUGUCCACCACCACGCAGGUGCCCGAGACGGGAAACGACGCUGAGCCCAGCACGGCUCCGAGUGGCUAAGCUCUCUCACCACCCGCUCUGCGGGCCAGCGGCUCUUCUGAGCCGCUGCAGGGGCUCCCCGCGGGCUCCACGAAGUCUUCUCUCGCGUGGGUGGCGCACUGGCAGGCGGGCUGGUCCCCCGGUAAGCAGGCGUGGUGCUGCUGCCGCAGGGGCGUGGCCUGCCCGGUGGAGGCGCCCGCAGCGCCGACGCCGGAUGCGUAGGCAGCCGACCUAGACUUUUGGCGGGUGGUUAAGAGGGGGUUUGGACCCCUUCCUCGGAGCCGGAAUGUUGCAUCCCGAGUCGUCUUUAGACGGCCCCGGGCCUGGCACGGGCCCAAGGGCUCCCGGAGACCCGAGAGCAGCCCGAGACCUCCCGCCGUGCUCUGCUUCGCGACGGGAGGGGGGCUGGGUAGCCGAGCCGUGGCGCAGGGGCCGCCACCGCCGCCGCGGGCCGCCUCCCAAGACGGGGCCGGCGCCUGCGCUAGGUUCAUGUCGUGCCGACGCGGCGGCGACCGCAAAGCGGACGUGGAAGGUUGAACGCCGCCAGUGG
This is a messenger RNA of Prorocentrum cordatum, 1709 nucleotides long. Lineage: Eukaryota; Dinophyceae; Prorocentrales; Prorocentraceae. The record is from the annotation of a GenBank genome assembly.